Blumeria graminis f. sp. triticale is the source of this 1500-nucleotide messenger RNA. Lineage: Eukaryota; Fungi; Ascomycota; Leotiomycetes; Helotiales; Erysiphaceae. The record is from the annotation of a GenBank genome assembly.
AUGAUUACUCAAGGUCUGGGCAUCGUUACCCGAAGUAUUCUAAGACACUCAAGGAAGAACUUACGCUGUAAUUCGCAAGACCGACCCACCACUGUUCAAGCUGUUGUAAGAGCAGCUCAACCCCUGAAUUCAAGGAGAAUUAUUCACUCUUCAAGCGGCGAGAAAAAUGUUCGGAAAACGAAAGUAAUUUCUUCCAACUCCGCAAUAGAAUUCCCCUGCAUAGACGCCUUGGAGAACAAGAGUUCGCAACUUCAAGCGCUAUCUAUGCAAAGCGGCCCAGAACCAUCAUAUACCAGCGGUGCUACUCUCAAACAUUAUUGCAAAACUCCAUUACACCUAGACUGGGGUGGGGUGUUGCCCGAGUUUAAUAUUGCGUACGAGACGUGGGGCAAAUGUAACUCCGAUCGAACUAACGUGAUCCUAUUGCACACAGGUCUAUCGGCUUCUUCCCAUGCACAUUCAACGACACUAAAUCCCAAGCCCGGGUGGUGGGAAAAGUUUAUUGGGCCAGGAAGAUGCCUCGAUACCGAUAAAUAUUACAUUAUUUGCUGUAACGUUAUUGGUGGCUGUCAUGGCUCAACGGGACCAAUAAGUAUUGAUCCCGCAGAUGGACAGCGAUACGCCACUCGCUUUCCCAUCGUAACCAUUCAAGAUAUGGUUCGCGCACAAUUUCAGGUCCUGGACGACUUAGGAGUUCACAAGCUCUACGCCAGUGUGGGCUCAAGUAUGGGAGGUAUGCAAUCCUUAGCUGUUGGGGCUUUGUUUGCCCAGCGAGUGGGUAAGAUUGCAAGUAUAUCGAGUUGCGCACGAAGUCAUCCAUACAGUAUUGCAAUGCGGCACACGCAACGACAAGUUCUCAUGAUGGACCCUAAUUGGAACAGAGGCUUUUACUACGAUCGUAGUGUACCACCUCACGUUGGUAUGAAACUCGCUCGAGAAAUCGCUACCAUUACAUAUCGAUCGGGUCCAGAGUGGGGAAAGCGAUUCGGUCGGAAGAGAGCUGACCCGAGUAAACCACCUGCACUUUGUCCAGAUUUUCUCAUUGAAACCUAUCUUGAUCAUAGUGGCGAUAAAUUCUGCUUGAACUUUGAUGCAAACAGCCUACUAUAUCUCAGCAAAGCUAUGGAUCUAUUUGAUCUAAGUGAACCGGCUCCUGCUUGGAGAUUAGAUGCAACUACAAAUAGAGAAAUAGGAGCUCAGUGCAAUUUUACGCUACCUGAAUCUCCCUACGAAGAACAACUAGUACCUCAGACUUCAGCGCAAGAUCUUGUUCUCGGCCUUAGCGCUUUAAAAGAGCAUCCAACCUUAAUUAUUGGUGUUGCGAGUGAUAUCUUGUUUCCCUCUUGGCAACAGAAAGAGAUUGUCGACACAUUGAGACUCGUGGGGAACACUCAGGUCGUGCAUCAUGAGCUCGGAGAGGAUUUGAGCCUUUUUGGCCAUGACAGUUUUCUAAUUGAUCUAGAGAAUAUUGGUAGAAGCUUGAAAAUUUUUCUCGGAUAA